CCAAACUACCUUUUAUUCCCAUUUUGUAUUCCCCCUCUUUUGUACCGAUCGCGGCCCGCAUUUCGUCCUCCCCCAGACCUCGAGCGCCCGCGUCCGGGGGCUCCGGCGAUCGAAGAUGAGCGGCGGCCGGCUGUGCGCCGUCCUGGGGGAGCUGGGGUUCGACGCCCAGGACGCGCUCGAUCCGGACAGCUUCGAGUGGCCCUUCCAGUACGAGGAAGUCCGUCCCCUUCUCGAUUGGAUCUGCUCCAGCCUUCGGCCUUCCAAUGUCCUCUCCCCCUCCGAACUCUCACAGUAUGAACAAUUUCUGCAUGAAGGAAAGCUGCUGGAGGGGGAGGAUUUGGAUUCUGCUUUUGAUAGCAUUUCAGCCUUUUCAAGUAAGAAAGAUAAUCAGGAAGCAGUGUUUGGAGCUGAAGAAAGGCUCAUAGAUAUCAGGGAGGCAAAACUGGCUUACAAAGCAGAAGUUCUAGAAUUGCAAAAGCAGCUUGAGCGUCAACAGUCUCUAUUUGAUAUGCUAGCAGGUCAAGCUUCAGCUCUUAUCCAGGGAAGAAGGGCUAGAGUAUCUGCAACAUCUGUUGUCAAUGCACAACUUAUUACAUUAGAUGAGAACCUUUCAGCCAGGAACUUAGAGAUGAAUUCUGUUCUAGGGAAAAUUGCCUCAACAGCUCAGGAAUUGGCUCAUUAUCAUUCAGGAGAUGAGGACAGGAUCUACUUAGCUUACUGUGACUUCCAUCCUUACUUGAUUGAAGAUCUGGCCUGUACAAAAGAAUUAAACCAGUGGUUCUCAAAACAGUUUGAUAGGGGACCAUUGCGACUUGUUGCUGAGGAGGGUAAAUCUAAGUGUUCAUGGGUGAGUCUUGAUGACCUAACUAAUUGCUUAAUCCGAGGAGAUAAUGAGAAACAUAAUCAUCAUCAUAAUCGUGUAGCUGAGCUCCAAAGGCUUCGUUCCAUAUUUGCUACAAGCGAAAGACAGUGGGUGGAAGCUCAAGUUGAGAAUGCUAAGCAGCAGGCUAUUCUUUCAAUGCUGAAGGCUCAAAUAUCUUCUGAUGAAGCUCACAUUCAUCGGGAUAUAUAUUCUCUUAGGAAAAAGCAUUCUGAGUUGGCCGGGGAACUUUCAACUCUCUCCCAUAAAGAGCAGAAAUUUUUGUCUGAGACUAUUCCACGUCUUUGCUCAGAUCUUGCUCAACUCCAAGACACCUAUAUUUUGCAAGGCGAUUACGACUUGAAGGUUAUGCGGCAGGAGUACUACAUUAAUCGGCAGAAAAUGUAUAUUAGUCAUCUAGUUAAUCAACUUGCCAGACAUCAAUUUUUGAAAAUAGCUUGUCAACUGGAGCGAAAGACGAUACUUGGGGCUUAUUCAUUGCUUAAAGUGAUUGAGUCAGAGUUGGAAGGCUAUCUAUCAGCAGGCAAUGGUCGCGUGUAUCAGGAUUGCAGUCUGACUUGCUGUCUCUUCAGUUUGAACUCGAAAACUCUCUUCCAGAAGACCGAAGAAGAUGUAUCAAUGAACUAUGCACCCUUAUUCAGACCCUGGAGCAGUUAUUGUUCUCGUCGUCAACGACAGCAGAACCAUUGUUAACACCUAGGCCUCUGAUGCAAGCACUUGAUGAUAUGGAAAAGGUUAAUUCUCAAGUAUCUGCUUUUGUUGAAGAAGUGACAGAGGCUCAUCGUCAGAAGGCUGAGAUUGUCAAACAUCAUCCACAUGAGGUGGGACGGGAGAGGCAGGUAUUUGUUGACUUCUUCUGCAACCCAGAUCGUCUCAGGAAUCAAGUCAGAGAACUCAGUUCUCGUGUCAAGGCUCUCCAAGAGUGAGAAGUCCACUCAUGGCAUCUACAAUUUCAACAUUUCUUGUGUUGGCCUUUGUGAAUGCAGAAAAUAGUCAAGGGCAGUUUCUCCGAGAAAGAUAAUGGUCCCUGUUGCCUGUUUACCAAGGGAAUAUCCAAUCCACCAAUAUCUUGGAAGUCCUUUUCUGAUUAAGUUUGUGAUUUAUAGGAAGAGGAAGUUGCUGCAUGUAGUGUGAGAGUCAGCCUCUCAAUUCCCAGUGGUUUUUGUUGGUUAAUGUUCCAUGGGUGCCAGUUGGUGAUCUUAUGUAACCUGUAACCUUUGAGUAGCAUAUACCAAUAUGAGAUUUCAUUGUUGCUUGUUAGCUAGCAGUAUAUUGUUCCCCCUACACACCCCUCCACCCCCCAAACACUUCAUCCAAGAUUAAGAUGGUGUAAGAUGUAUCGAAGUUAUGGACUUUGUUAUUCCUUCAUUUUAAAUUGUUUUUCCUCCUGAAUGGUCAAGUAGUAGAAUAUGUUCUUUGCAAA
Molecule: messenger RNA, 2303 nt
Organism: Musa acuminata subsp. malaccensis (wild Malaysian banana)
Lineage: Eukaryota; Viridiplantae; Streptophyta; Magnoliopsida; Zingiberales; Musaceae
Source: RefSeq, a predicted model, not a curated record